GUCAAAAUGCUUUGUGCGUAAUGAAGUCAUCGCUUGACAGCAGUUUUCGAUUUACCAUUGUUCGGGUUUGGAAAGUGUUUCGGGAGCAAAGAGGGGAGGAGGGCAAGCAGCGAACAAUUCCGUCGUUUAUAUUUUUGUUUUUGUUCAGCUUACACCGGACGUGUGUGUUUCGCUUUGUUUCCUUCACUUUUCCGUCCAGCACGCUCUCGAAGGAGGUGUAAACGAGAAAAGUUGAAGCCCGUAGGAAAUUGCGUUACCAUUAUUAGUACCACAACGCCUGUGUACUUUCGAAACGUGCAUCAAGCUUUCCGUUUUCGUAAUUCGUUCCUGCACUAUCUGUGGAAGAAGAAGACGGUGGAAAAUCGAUCGCCGCCACUGCUAACAGCUUUGGCGAAGUUGCUGCGGAGGGCACACGGUUCAGUGCGUUCGAUAGUUGAUAGCACCAGUCCACAGGUGGCAGUUUCACGUGCUCUCGUGAUCACACGAUCGCUCUCGCACCGCAAACAUGUCGCAGAUGGGCCGCGCCGUCAAGAACCUGGAACCGCCACGUCCGCUGAAAUCAACGCUGAAGCAAUCGCACGUCCACCUGCCGGUUUAUGAAGUUCAAUCAAUCGAGGAACUCAUAACACUGACGGAGAAUGUGGCCGCAAGCCUUGCAAGCGGCUGUAACAAUGCGGACGGUGUAAACGCACUGCUGGCCAAUCUCAGGCUACACGGGCCACAGCUGGAGAAUGUAUCAAAAGAUACGUUGGACCGUGCGUUGGUCAUCUUCCGCAAUGCGUCACAGGACGAACGGCUGAACAUAAUGACGCGAUUGAAUCUGUUGCAACUAAUCGAGCUGCGCGCCAAAUCCUGGCAGGUGUCUGAUGGUGCAAACACCUACUACAAACACAAGGCAACAAAUGUUGAGCCUGACAUUUUGGCCGACCCGAACCUGCUGGGAUCCUCCCCGCCAAUGGGCCAAGCUGUGCCUGCGCUGGCACCGGGUGAGCUGAUACGGACCUCAGGCAAAUUCCCGAAGCCUACGAAAAUACCCGGUAAAACGUACUGCAAGGACGAGAUCGUGAUCCGCAAUGCGGAUUCGGGAAAAGUAAUGGGAAUCAAGGGACGUAGAGUUCAUAUGAUUGAAGAACUGUCGGAAACUGUUAUUUCGUUCCAAAGAGUGGCUACUGGGGCAAAAGAACGACUGGUACAAAUAACAGGUCCUAAUGAGGAAAAAAUCAAUUAUGCGAAACAGCUGAUCGAAGACACUAUUCGUCGUAACGCGUCCCCGGUACGUUUGGACAAUUCCCAGGAUGGAUCCUGCAGUUCUCUGGCGUCAUCCGGAUCGGAUGAAACGGUCCCGAGAAAGGAGGCAGGAUCGAACGUAAACGCAAGAAAUGCCUUAGUUGGGGCCAUGGCAGAAAUGGCAGCUAACAAUGGUACGAACGGUAUGGGCACUUUCAUACCCAACCAACAAUCGGUACCGGCCACAGGGGCCCUAAGCCUGAAUCUCAGUGGCUACUCACAAACGCCGCCUUCCUACACGCAUCCGAAGCUUACGCGCAACGGGUCGCAAAGCAAUGCGCAGCGUAAUAGCACCGGCAAUGCGGGCCUGUUGCUGCACAGCUUCUCCACGAACGAUGCGUCACUCGGAGAGUACAAGUACACGGUGAACGUGGGUCAACACAAUCUGAAAAUAACAGGCGACUGUUUGGAGCUUGUGAAGGUAGCCAAACUAGUUCUUGAUGAUUACUUCAGCAGCAACGAAUUUCUGGCCUCGGUAGACAUGUGCUCAAGUUUCGAUCUACCGAACACUCUUUCCUCACCGGUGGGAACAAUGCCUGGCCAGCAUUCGCUUAUCACCGGCACACCCUUCGUCGACAGUGGUGUCGGUUUAAACAACAUCGGUGCCACGGUCGGCGAGGUGAGCAACAGCAUCGAGCUGGACGAUGAUGUGUUUAUCGUCGAAUCGGGAGCGGCUGGGUUUAAGCCGAACGAAGUGCAAACCAGCAGCAGCAACACUACGAUUUCAGCCACUAACAAUGGCCUGAGCCGGUCUCGUCGGAGCCAUUUCUCGCGCAAGGAUAGUGCGGGCGAUGGGCUGAAGGAGAAAACAGAGGCACUAGCAAAAUUGGAUUCAAACGCAGUGAAACGUAUCGAAUAUGAACGGCUGAUUUACUACUCCAAGUCACCUUAUUCGUGGGAUUUGCCUGCUGACUGGAAGCGUAUAUGUGAAGCUCUUCCUUAUUUGGUAAAAAAUAAGGACAUCGAAGACCAAAAAAACCGUUUUAACGGUGACCAAUUUCUGGAAAUGAAAAAGCAGGCAGCAAAGGACAGUAGUGUGCAGGGCAGCAAUCAUCUCCCGGAAGGAGGCGAUGCCGGCGAGCAACAACCGCACAGUGAUGGAGUAACGGUAACGGCAGAUAACGGAUCCGUUGCCAGUGCACCACAGAUGGAAAAGGCCAGUGCAUAGACACGGUAUAGACCGUGCGUGCGUGAAUUCAAAACAUUGACUUGCUUCCCCAAUACAAUGGAACAACGUAUUAUUAGCCUGGGGAAGCAUUCAUCUGUCCGUUUGGCACAUCGAACCUGGAGGAACGAAUUCGAAUAUUCUACGAAACCGUUUGGUCCUCAUCUUAUUGCGGUAAUCGCUUGUUUUUUUACGUCCUAUCACCAAUAUCAUUUAGCUGCUAGCGCAUUAAGCAUGAACUAAUACCCUCUAUUAACAUGAAAGAGAUUAAUAACUUUUUUUUACAUUAUUUCACCCAAUAUAAUAAACUCAUUUUGUGUCCGAUCGAGAAUAUUUUCCGAUCUUGUCCUAUCAAGAAGACAUUCGUUCGAUCGAUCGGUUUAAUUUUUUGUUAGCUGAAUGUUUUGCGCAUAGCAUAUAUGAGUACACGAUUUUUUGUUGAAGCUAAUAUACAGAUGUACUGACACUUGCGGAAAAUAGCGUUCCGUGUGAAUAUUGCUUUUGCUUUGCAAUCGUUAGCCAACCACCGAGAGAAGAUGAUAUUACGAGUUUUGUGGUUCUUGUAAAAAAACAGGAAGACACAACCCACUCGUACUAUACAGUGAUAUUUUCAAAAAUGUGGUUUUGUAUGCCAAAUAUUAAUAAAAAAGCAGAAGCUGAGGGAGAAGAAACACAACAACAUGAGGCACCGAAAACCCGUGAUAUAGAUCCCAGACGACGAUAUACGUGUACUGACACUAAUAUUUACCCUUAUUUAUCAUCAUUGAAGCAAACAAGAAACACCAUCAUAAGUAAGCGUUUAUGGUGGCGCUUUGCUGCUGAUUCGUUAGCAGAAGUGCGAUAAUAACAACAACAAAAUUAAUGUGUAUUAAUAACUUUCUAGUCUCAGCGAAAAAGAGAGGAACAUCGUAUCGUGUUCGACACUCAAUGCAAUCAAACUAUUUGUUCGCUUCUCAACAUAAACCACGACCCAAAACGCAUUGAUUUUGUGUUCUCAUGUUCGCACCCUCUCAUUAGAUAUGGAUGUUGUUUUUUUUUGUUUUAUUAUUGUUUACUAUUUUUGCAUUGUGUUAUCGGGCCGUGUAAAACAAUAAUGUGUUUGUUUCUUUCCGCUUCGCCAGCGUGAUUCACACAGAGCCGUGACAUGUUUCAAGUUUUCCUUUAUUUAUUGAUUAUUUAUACAUUAAUAUUUGAUAAAGCAUAUGUUUUUGUUUUGUUUUGUUUGUUGUACCACGGUAAAGGAAAUUAAUUUUCUUCCUACCAUCAUGCAUGCAUAACACGCGCUCUAUACUACUGUUGACGACUGUGCUAAGGGACGAAGAUUCGUUCCGGGGGAUAGUUUUUAAACAAAUGGACUAACAGAAACUCUAACUUGGGUUUCAUACAAAACACUCUCACACAAACACACACGCAAAGAUUAGAUCUUGUUUGCUUUGCCGAGAGAAGCAAGCAGACGAAUGAAUUCAGGAGAAGUUAGCUAUCAUUAACUUAUCACUACACCGAUGUAUUCUAACGGAAACCAUGGAUAAUAAAAACACAUUUAUCUAGUACUUAAA
This is a messenger RNA of Anopheles funestus (African malaria mosquito), 4008 nucleotides long. It is a transcript of the gene mxt, whose product is annotated as eukaryotic translation initiation factor 4E-binding protein Mextli. The record is from RefSeq and is a predicted model, not a curated record. Bases 506 to 2455 code for a protein of 649 amino acids. Gene Ontology annotation, cellular component: RNA cap binding complex; cytoplasm. Lineage: Eukaryota; Metazoa; Arthropoda; Insecta; Diptera; Culicidae. Gene Ontology annotation, molecular function: RNA binding; translation initiation factor activity; eukaryotic initiation factor 4E binding. Gene Ontology annotation, biological process: regulation of formation of translation initiation ternary complex; positive regulation of translation. The transcript is spliced from 10 exons.